AGGUCAGAUAAAAGCCUGUUUAGUAAGCAUGACUAGAAAGGCAAUAAACCGGGGUUUUGGCAAAACCGUGUGAAAGUCAAACUAGCUUUACCAAACCGUCUCGAGAAAGUCGCCUGAGAGCGUUUUUUUUAAGUCUUAAGGAGAAUCUCCGACUUAGUAAAAAAUUAAGAGCAUGAUUAGUGAGGGUAUGAGAAGGAGUCUCUCACACUAUAAUAAUGAAACUUAGUGAAGAAAGAGGAGAAGGAACAAAAACAUGAAAGACGUUUCUUCAUUAAUAAACUCCCUAAAUUUAGGAAACAUAAAGUUUGGACUUUUAAAAAAAAAAAUCCCUAAACUUUUCUUAAAUACUCGUUCUUUAUGUGUUCCUUCUUUAUUAGCCCAGCAUAUUAUGUUUUUAAAUUUUUAAAAGACAAAAUAAAAAAUAUAAGUAAAUAUAUAAGAAAUUCUUGAGAAUUUCUCUUUAAUAUUGAUGCUCUAAUAUAUGUUUUAUUAAUUCAAGUAAUACAAAAAAUGUUUUUAAUAUUUCGGAGACCAUAAUAAAAGCUUAAAAUCAAAUUUCAUACUAUUUAUUUGUGAUAUUUUAGUUUUUUUCUUAUUUAUGAAAUUUAAAAUUAUGUUUUUAACAAAAAAUAUAUAAAUACAAAUAUUUUUAUUUAGGAUCUUAGAAAUUGCGGUCCCCAUACACCGAUAACUUGUAUAUUUGCGUAGAUGGAAUUUUGACUUUUCAGAUGAUGUGUUUUUUAUGUCCAUUUUUUCCUUAUGCCUAUUUGCAAAACCCAUCACCCGUGAAGAGAGAGAGAGAGACUACACUAAUCUCUACAAUUGAUGCACUCUUCUUUUCAAAAUCAACUAUCUCAUCUCUCUCAUUAUUUUUGGUUUCUCCGUCGUUACCAUCUCUCAUCUCUUUCAAUCUCUUUGUGUUCUCCGUCGGAGCCUUUGUUCCAAAAUAAACUCUCCGAUUUCUAUUCUUUAGUCUCACCAGAGUCUCUAGGAUUUAUACAAUUGGCUCCAUCUCUUCUUAUAUGAGCUAGAAUCCUGGCAUCCUUGCACAAUCACGUCGUCCAUCUCCAUGGAUUCAGACCGUCCGCGAGAAAUAAGAGCCCACAAUCUAUGCCGCUUCUUCCCUUGAAUCCAGAGGUCCGAUCGAGCUGAUUCCUUAUGCUUUCGUUGCUCCGCCUGCUUCUCUGUUGACGGCUGUUGUAGACUAGAAAUCGGAGGAAUCUAAUGGUGAUUGCAGAUUGGGCAAUGCAAGGAUGAAACCAGUUUGUAAAAGGAGAGAGAAUGGAGCUUAUGAGCCGGAUAAUAGUUGUGUUAGCUGGAAAAUAUUGUUGUAUGGCUUUUUCUAUAUUUAUCUUCAUAAUCUUUAUUCUAAGUAACAUUAGCUUGUUAAUACUGUUGUUUUCGAUAUUCACGGGGCUAACGAUUUUUUUUUUUUGAUAAGGACAACUCAGUUGGCUAAUAUAUAAGUUAGGAGGGUUAUACUUUGACUUAUACAAAUAUUUGGUAUGUUAGCUGGUAUCUAAUUUUGUUUACCGGAUAUUUAAGAAAUUGACGAUGUGAUAUUCUAGAUGUCAUCGAUGUGAGAGACAAGGUUUCACUUCUUAGAUUUAGGUUAGGUCAAGAGAGAUGAAUGAGAAUCGUGGGCUGAAUCCCGUAAAUAAACUUGAAGAAUGAAUAUGAUUUUAUUGAUGAGUUGAAAGAUGAUAAAUACAAAGGAAUGUAUCUUGUGAUGAUCAAAGAAUACGUAAUGCUUUUAAUCUAGUACAAAAGUUCAUCCAUGAAAAAAAAGAGAUCCCUUGUCUUUUAUCUUCUCCAUCUUUAUAUAGUCUAGGUUUCGUUGGCAACCCUUCAACUGUUCUCCUAGAUAUUUGGCUUCAAUUACGGAGCUCGCUUUAGGCUCCUCUUGACCGAGUCUCUUAAGGUGUUAGCUCACUUUCUGUCGUGACCUCUGCUAUGAUGUCUCCCAGGUCCAGUCGUCAGCUCGGCUUUCAGCUCCCUUUGUUAUGAUGGGCUUAUCGCAACCCACAUGCUAGCUCACGCUUAUCGGUACCUCACCUGAGGGUCAUAUUCGGGUCCAACAGUUGCCCCCAGCUUCCGAAUAAAAUCCUUUGUCUCGGAAGCUAGAAUCUAGCUAUCGAUCUUAUCUUUUCGUUAAGAUAAUGAUUAGUUCUUAUCCUAUUUAGAUUCAGCUUACUCGAUCUAACGGUCUUUAUUACGUUUGGCAGAAUCUAUGGUUCAGAUGGAGAGGGUUUGAAAUGACUUUUCCGAAUCUCGAGAGGUGAUGGGAUAUAAAGCGGUGAACAUUAACUGCUAGCCUUCCACUUUCUCCACGCCUCCGUUCGGUUUUCAAGAAAUCGAAGAUCCCCCGAAGCUCUCUACCAAGCUCACCAGGGCUCUAUACCGCAAGUUGCAACAGAGUCCCUGUACCUGGGUGGCCUACACCACUUCUCGAAUAAGUGCAGCCAGAUUCCCAGAUACCUACAACGCCUCUUUCCAAGAUCCCAUUCCUGCUGAGAACCUUGAGAGUGAGUUCUUGUCCGAACCUUUUCAAUGAUUUUAUCGCUUUGAAGUUUUUAAACUUAAGGAUUUCCAUUGUUCCAGUUUCGGCAGGCGAUUCGGUUGUAUCGAUCUCAACUGGUGCUAGUGCUUCGGGAACUGAAAAGUCUCAGCCAGGUGACAUGACUCUGCGACCGUCAUUCCGUUCUAGGGGUAACCCCUCUAAAGCUGCCAGUGCUUCUCGUGGAAGCGACAGGAACCAAGGAGGAUCGUUCCUUAUCUCAAUGAAGGAAGUUUUGGACGACGGAGGAUCCAAACCUGUUGUCGAGACUACUCCAACUGAGGUUGUAGCUCAGGAUGCUGCUCCUCUCCCUGAGGUCCAGGUGCCGGAGGCUGACUACCAGGCUCCGAAGGGUACCUCUGAGAUCGAGCCGUCGAGACACAAGAGGCCCAGGAUCGAUCAGGGCGGAGCUUCCAUCCGUUCUUCUUCCUCGUCCUCUAGAGGAGGGACUGUUGGGUGGAGCUUUACCCAUUCGAAGCCUGGGUCGAUCCUGGAUGACUCUUGGGGCCUAGCUGCGAUAAUGAGGCACCUGAAGAGCGUGGGAUGUCCCCUUCCAGCGCUCAAGGACCUGACUAACCGAGAUGAGUAUCUCGAUAUUGCCCACUGUAUGGGUCAGUUGGCUGGGGCUGUUAACAGGGCCCAGCUCAGGUUUGAGAAUGCUCUGUGUGCUGCCCCCAAUGCUGGUGAACUUGCUGAGGUUACCGAGAUGGUUAAGGCAGCCAAAACCGAUCUUGACCAAGCCCGGGUUCGAAUUUCUGAACUCGAAGCCGAAGUGACGAGGCUAGGCUCGAAGGCCGAUGCUCAGCAAGGAGAGAUCGAGAGUCAAAAGCUCGAUAUCCAGGUGAAGAGCAGGAGGAUCAAUGAUUUAGAGGCUGCUCGAAAGAUAGCUGAGCAUCAAGUACGUGAGCUCAUUGCCUCAUCCCGGGAUAGCCAGAAGAACAAGGAAGCUGAAGUCAAGCUGGCUGUCAGGGAAGGGAAGAAAGAAGUCGCCGAAGCUUACGGCAAGAUCCUGGUCUGUGUUAAGGAGAAGUUUGCUAGGAAGAAAGAUGAGGUCGACGCUUUGGUGUACGCUCAGGAGCUCCAAGCUAAUGCCGACCUCUUGAAGGAUAUGCUGAACAACAAGAUCCAAAGCGUUGAAGAGGAGUACAACCAAUUGGUGGCCUUAUUACCAGAAGCGACAACUGCGUAUGAGAAGGCUCAAGUCUCUGACUUCUCGGUCAGCAAGCUUCCUCUUCCCCAGAUCUCGGAGAGUUCAGUCGAGGCAGCAAUAGGAGGUGACGGCAAUGUGGUCGAUGAGGGAGUUCCUGCCGGUGCUGGUGAUCCGAUUCAGGAAGAGAAGGAAGAUUGAGAGCUACGGCUCUUUUAACUUUAUGUUUUGUGUUUUUAAGACUUCGGCCUAAGGGCUUUGUUUCGUUAUGUUUUGUGACUUAGUGCCUGAGGAGGCCUUUAAACCUUAACGCUUGCUGGAUUUCAAUAGCCUGGGGAGGUUUUUAAACCCUUUCUUAUGUUUAAAUCGUGGCUAUUAUUUCUGUUUUAAGUUUUUGAACUUAACCUCGUUUCAUUUAAUCAUAGUGAUUGCGAAUCUCA
Messenger RNA from Brassica napus (rape), 4144 nucleotides. RefSeq lists its product as uncharacterized. The record is from RefSeq and is a predicted model, not a curated record. Bases 2679 to 3905 code for a protein of 408 amino acids. The transcript has 5 exons. Lineage: Eukaryota; Viridiplantae; Streptophyta; Magnoliopsida; Brassicales; Brassicaceae.